AUGCAUAGGAUUAAUUCAAUCCCAAUCUCAUCAGUACAUAGAAUCACCUCAAAACCUUCUACAAGUUCUCUUAGAAGUACUACUACUCAACUUCAUCAUUAUCAAACUUAUCAUCAUCAACAAAGAUCAUUAGCUACUGCUGCUUCUCAAGAUGUCUUACGAAAAUCACCUUCACCAGUUGAUGCAUUCAUUAACUCAAACAAUAGUUAUUAUAUAGAAGAAAUGUAUCGUACUUGGAAAAAAGAACCAGAUUCAGUUCAUCCAUCUUGGCGUGCAUAUUUCAAUGGAAUCAAGAACGGUUUACCAUCCGAAAAAGCUUUUAUACCUCCACCUGGUUUAGUUUCUAUGCCAAAUCCUGCUGGUGGUGCUCCAAUGUUAUCACUUUCAGGUCAAGGUGGUGAAUUAGAAGAUCAUAUGAAAAUUCAAUUAUUGGUCAGAGCUUAUCAAGUUAGAGGUCAUCAUAUGGCUUCAUUAGAUCCCUUGGGAAUUCAUGCUGCCGAUCUCGAAUCUCGUCCUCCACCCGAAUUAGAUUUAAAACAUUAUGGAUUUGAUGAACACACUGAUUCGAAUAAAGAGUUUCGAUUAGGUCCUGGUAUCUUACCUUUAUUUCAUACUGAAGGUCGCGAGAAGAUGACAUUGAAAGAGAUUGUAGAUGCUUGUAAACGAAUCUAUUGUAGUCAUAUUGGAUUACAAUAUGUACAUUUACCUGAUCGAACAGAAUGUGAUUGGAUAAGAGAACGAGUCGAAUUACCAGUGCCAUGGAGUUAUUCAUUAGAAGAAAAACGAAUGAUAUUAGAUCGAUUGAUCUGGUCCGAUUCCUUCGAACGAUUCGUCGCAUCUAAACAUCCUAAUGAAAAACGUUUUGGUCUUGAAGGUGGUGAAAGUUUGAUUCCCGGUAUGAAAGCUUUAAUCGAUCGAUCAGUGGAUGCAGGCGUGAAGAGUAUUGUGAUUGGAAUGCCACAUCGUGGUAGAUUAAACGUUUUGUCUAACGUGGUUCGGAAACCUAUGGAAGCUAUCUUCAAUGAAUUUGCUGGUUCGGCUGAUGCUUCGGAAGAUGGUGGUGGUGAUGUGAAGUAUCAUUUAGGUGCAAAUUAUGUUAGACCGACUCCUUCGGGUAAAAAAGUCGCUCUUUCUCUUGUUGCGAAUCCUUCUCAUCUUGAAGCAGAAGAUCCAGUCGUACUUGGUAAAACCAAAGCAUUACAACAUUUCGAUGGUCAAGGUUCAACCGAUCAUGCUAUGGGUAUUCUUCUACAUGGUGAUGCGGCUUUCGCUGGACAAGGGGUGGUUUAUGAAACCAUGGGAUUUCACGAUCUUCCCAACUUUGGAACCGGUGGAACAGUUCAUUUAGUGAUCAACAAUCAGAUCGGUUUCACUACUGACCCUCGUCAAGGUCGUUCGACUCCAUACCCUUCUGAUAUCGCUAAAUCCAUCGAUGCUCCAAUCUUCCAUGUUAAUGGUGACGAUGCCGAAGCGGUCACAUUUGUCUGUCAACUGGCAGCAGACUGGAGAGCUACGUUCAAGAAGGAUGUCGUAGUGGAUAUCGUCUGUUACCGUCGUCAUGGUCAUAACGAAACCGAUCAACCUAGCUUUACGCAACCUAAGAUGUAUCAAGCCAUAGCCAAUCAACCCUCUACGCUGAAAAUCUAUUCAGAAAAUCUUGUUAAAGAAGGUUCCUUUACCGAACAAGAAAUCGAGAAACAUAAAGAAUGGGUAUGGGGUAUGAUGGAAAAAGCUUACCAAGGUAGUAAAGAUUAUACACCAACUUCAAGAGAAUGGUUAUCAAGUUCAUGGGAUGGAUUCCCAUCACCCAAAGAACUGAAAGAAAACAUUUUAGAAGCCAGACCUACAGGUGUAUCAACCGAAAGAUUAUUAAAGAUUGGAGAAAAGAUCUCAGGUGGAUGGCCAUCUAAAUUUGAAGUACAUAAGAAUUUAUCCCGAAUCUUAAAGAAUCGAGGUAAAACGAUUUCAGAAGGAAAAGAGAUUGAUUGGUCAACGGCCGAAGCACUUGCAUUCGGAUCACUUUUGAUGGAAGGAAAUCAUGUGAGAGUAUCAGGUCAAGAUGUAGAAAGAGGAACCUUUUCUCAACGUCAUGCAGUUUUACAUGAUCAACAAACCAAUGAAACUUAUAUUCCUUUAAGUAAUUUAGAACAGGAUGGUGAAAAUCAAGUAGGGCCAUUUACGAUUUGUAAUUCAUCUUUAUCUGAAUUUGGAGCCUUAGGAUUCGAACUUGGGUAUUCGUUAGUUGAUCCACAUUUAUUAACGAUUUGGGAAGCCCAAUUUGGUGAUUUUGCAAAUAAUGCUCAAUGUAUCAUUGAUCAAUUCAUUUGUUCAGGUGAACGAAAAUGGUUUCAACGUACUGGUUUGGUCAUGUCACUUCCACAUGGAUAUGAUGGACAAGGACCAGAACAUUCGAGUGCAAGGAUUGAAAGGUUUUUACAACUUUGUGAUGAUCAUCCCUAUAAAGUACCCACACCAGAAAAAUCACAAAGAGCACACCAAGAUUGUAAUAUGCAAUUAGUUUAUUGUACAACACCAUCAAAUUAUUUUCAUGUGUUAAGACGACAGAUCCAUCGAGAUUUUAGAAAACCAUUGAUCGUGUUCUUUUCAAAAGCUUUAUUGAGACAUCCAAUGGCUAAAUCGAAUUUGAAUGAAAUGGAAAUCGGAACAUUCUUUCAACCUUUCUUGUUGGAAGAAGGAUAUGAUGGAAUGGUUGAAAAAGAUUUGAUUAAACGACAUAUCUUUUGCUCUGGACAAGUUUAUUAUACUUUAGUUCAAGAACGUGAAAAGAGAAAGAUUAAUAAUAUUGCGAUUUCAAGAAUCGAACAACUUUCACCUGUACCUUAUACUGAGAUCUUAAACUCCUUCUCGACUUUUCCAAAUGCUGAGAUUAUGUAUUGUCAAGAAGAACCUAUCAAUGGUGGAGCGUUUUCAUAUCUUGCACCUAGAUUAGAAACUGCUAUGGAACAAACUGAAACUCAUCGAGGUCAAAAGGUUUUGUAUGCUGGUAGACCACCUUAUGCAUCUGUUGCGACUGGUAGUAAGAAGAUUCAUCAACAUGAAAUUAAUCAAUUCUUGGAUCAAGCUUUGAAGUUGGAUGAAUAGAUUUUCAAUCAGUCAAAUUAGUUGAUCUUGAUUUUUUUUUUCAAGAGGAAAGAUAUAUAGAUAGAAAGAUGUGUUUUGUUUGAGGGGCCGAGGGAGAUGAAAAGACAAAAAAAAAAUUGAGAAAAGUAAAAGAAGUAAAUUUGAUUUGAUAAAUGUGCAAAGGUUGUGAUUUUUUUUUUUUUCAAAAAGGUUUUGAUUGUAUUUGAGUUUUUCUUUUCAUUUUGGUUUUUGGUUUUCCUUCUCAUUUAUUUCAUUUUAUUUCUUACUUUUACUUUGGUUUGAUCAUUCUUUUUUCUUUUCUUUUUCUUUUCUUUUUGUGGUUUAUAAUAAAUAAAUAAAUACAUCUAUAUAUAUUAAGAAGAGUAGUGGUGAAUGUGAUGAUUCAUUAAGAAAGAAAAAUGAAUGGAAUAUAUAUGGUUUUAUUCAAAGAAUU
This is a messenger RNA of Melampsora larici-populina 98AG31, 3535 nucleotides long. RefSeq lists its product as uncharacterized. Gene Ontology annotation, molecular function: thiamine pyrophosphate binding; oxoglutarate dehydrogenase (succinyl-transferring) activity. The coding region runs from base 1 to 3102 and encodes 1033 amino acids. Gene Ontology annotation, cellular component: oxoglutarate dehydrogenase complex; mitochondrion. NCBI's taxonomy places the organism in Eukaryota, Fungi, Basidiomycota, Pucciniomycetes, Pucciniales, Melampsoraceae. The record is from RefSeq and is a predicted model, not a curated record. Gene Ontology annotation, biological process: tricarboxylic acid cycle. The transcript is spliced from 10 exons.